Messenger RNA from Microtus ochrogaster (prairie vole), 2926 nucleotides. RefSeq names its product rhotekin (gene Rtkn). Gene Ontology annotation, cellular component: actomyosin contractile ring. Gene Ontology annotation, biological process: signal transduction; actomyosin contractile ring assembly; mitotic cytokinesis. The record is from RefSeq and is a predicted model, not a curated record. NCBI's taxonomy places the organism in Eukaryota, Metazoa, Chordata, Mammalia, Rodentia, Cricetidae. Gene Ontology annotation, molecular function: GTPase inhibitor activity.
AACUGAUAGAGAUCCACGUCUGCUUCCUGAGAUCUGGAAUAAAGCUUUUUGCCCCAUCAUGCCGGGAACAGUCCUAACACUCUUAAGACACUUAAAGUUCAGGUGGGGUGAGAAGAAGCACUUGCAUCUAGGGACUCAGUCAUUGAGGACUUGCUCCCCAGUCUUUGUAGCUCUGCUUAUCGGGCUUCACUUUCAUUCCCAUCUAUGAAUUUUGUAUCAACUGAGACUAUAAUAUCCUCAUAGGAUAGACUAGAAAGUUCAGUGGUUGGACCAAGGUUCUGUGGUCCAAUAGGGAAGCAACCGAACUUUCAAGACCCUCCUAAAUCCUUUUUAUGAAUCCAGGCCACUGUGGAGGGUCGGGUAGCCAUGCAGAGAAGCUUAAAAGGGAGAGAUGAGGUCAGCUAUAGGAAGUUGUGGCUUAAAAGGUGAGACUUGGGAGGUACCAAGUCAGGCUAGAACCAGGGAGCAUAGUGAGCCAUCCGUGUGACUAGUGUUUUCCAAGUUCCAGAACCCCAGUCUGACAGGUGGGGGCUGCAGCUGGGUAGGGGAUUCGAGGACUCAGCCCUAGUUCAGGUGAGCUAAUCCAGCCAGAAGCGUGGAAGUUCUCAGGCCGUGCUGGAGUGAUUUAGGGUGCCUUUGGCUCUGAAACUGUCGACCCAGAUUGGCUUGGUGCCCGGCUACGGGCCGGGCCUUUAGCGGGGGUGGAAGAGGAGGGUGCCGCGCCCUGCCCAGCCCAGGUGUCGUCUCCGGGGGCGGGGUUUGGGAACCGGGCAGCUGGGGAGAUUCCCGGCUGCACUGGUGGGAGGGUGGCCGUCGAGGGACCGGAGCCCAAGCCCGCGGGAGACUGAUGCCAGGAGCGCAGGGAGCACACUGAGCAAGGGGCUGCAAGCAUGUUCUCUCGAAACCAUCGGAGCCGGGUCACAGUGGCCAGGGGCUCCGCCCUGGAGAUGGAAUUCAAACGCGGCCGUUUCCGACUUAGUGUCUUCAGCGACCCGCCGGAGGACACGGAGUUACAGAGGAAACUAGACCAUGAGAUCCGGAUGAGGGAAGGGGCCUGCAAGCUGCUGGCGGCCUGCUCCCAGCGAGAGCAGGCUCUGGAGGCCACCAAGAGCCUGCUGCUGUGCAACAGCCGGAUUCUCAGCUACAUGGGCGAACUGCAGAGGCGCAAGGAGGCCCAGGUGCUGGAGAAGACAGGCAGGCGACCUUCCGACAGUGUGCCGCCCCCUGAGCGUUCCCCUUGCCGUGGCCGGGUCUGCAUCUCUGACCUCCGGAUCCCACUCAUGUGGAAGGACACGGAGUAUUUCAAGAACAAAGGCGACCUGCACCGCUGGGCUGUGUUCCUGCUGCUGCAACUCGGGGAACAGAUUCAGGACACAGAGAUGGUCCUGGUGGACAGGACGCUCACAGACAUCUCUUUUCAGAACAAUGUGCUCUUUGCUGAGGCAGGGCCGGACUUUGAACUGCGGCUGGAGCUGUAUGGGGCCUGUGUGGAAGAAGAGGGAGCCCUGGCUGGUGCCCCCAAGAGGCUUGCCACCAAACUCAGCAGCUCACUGGGCCGUUCCUCGGGGAAGCGUGUCAGGGCAUCGCUGGACAGUGCUGGAGGCUCCGGGAACAGUCCCAUCCUGCUGCCUACCCCAGCUGUGGGGGGUCCUCGGUACCACCUCUUGGCCCACACCACUCUCACCUUAGCAGACGUGCAAGAUGGAUUCCGUACACAUGACCUCACCCUCGCCGGUCAUGAGGAGAACCCUGACUGGCUGCCCCUUUAUGGUAGCGUGUGUUGCCGCCUGGCAGCCCAGCCUCUCUGCAUGACUCAGCCCACUGCAGGUGGUACCCUCAGGGUGCAGCAAGCUGGGGAGCUACAGAAUGGGACACUCGUGCACGGAGUACUGAAAGGCACAAACCUCUUCUGUUAUGGGAGAUCCGAAGAUGCAGACACCGGGCAAGAACCACGGUUUACUGUCGCCAUCAACAAGGAGACUAGGGUCCGGGCAGGGGAGCUGGAGCAAGCCAGGGAAUGGCCUUUCACCCUCAGCAUCAGCAACCGCUAUGGAGAUGACGAGGUGACCAACACCCUCCGGGUGGAGAGCAGAGAAGCCCUGCAGAACUGGAUGGAGGCGCUGUGGCAGCUCUUCUUUGACAUGAGCCAGUGGAAGCAUUGCUGUGAUGAAGUCAUGAAAAUCGAAGCUCCUGCACCCCGGAAACCCCCACAAGCACUGGCCAAGCAGGGGUCCUUAUACCAUGAGAUGGCUAUUGAGCCACUAGACGACAUCGCCGCUGUGACCGACAUCCUGGCCCAGCGCGAGGGCACAAAGCUGGAGCCGCCCCCACCCUGGCUAGCAAUGUUUACAGACCAGCCUGCCUUGCCUAGCUCCUGUGCGCCUGCCUCAGUGGCCCCAGUCCCAACCUGGAUGCAACCCCUGCCCUGGGGGCGACCCCGAACCUUUUCCCUGGAUGCUGCACCGCCAGAUUACUCCCUUGGGGCUUCUCGCUCGGUUGCACCCCUCCCCCCGCAGCGAUCCCCACAAUCCAGAGGCUUCUACAGCAAAAGUCAGCUCCGCACAUGGCUCCAGUCCCCAGUGUGAGAGGCACCAGCAACAGGAUCUGGCCAAGAAAGAAAACGACCCAAGGGCAACUGGGUUCUAGGUCCAGCAUUGUAGGGCGCUGGGCUUCUCUUCCUCCACUGGACUAGGAAGGAAAGCUGGGGAGGGGUAACAGAAGCCCCUCUUAAGUUGUGGUUACCAUGGUACUGAGGAGGCCAUUUCUGGAGCUGGUUGGGAUCCAGCUCUUUACCUGGGAGAAAACUGGAAGAACCCUACCCUGCCUCCCUGCACUAACCAGCCUCGAGGGUGGGCGGCACUAGGGAGCAGGGGGGAAGGCACCUCCCUGGGACUCCUACCCCGACCAUUAAAGUUAUUUAACAGCU